UAGCACAUUUACAAUGCACGCACUGCAUGGAAAGUAUUGUAUUGACAUACAAAAUUGAAUUACAACUUAGAACGUAAAUAAGUUUAGUCUGUGAUAAACUACACGACAAUUGUAACUAUAAAAGUACUUAUAAUUAUCGUAAUUUAUAAUAAUAAUUAAAUUCUUUACGUUAAAACAUGGUACGUGCGUGGUAUAUGAGUAACGAUGUUGAAGAUCAGCGCUUAGAAAACCACCUAACUCCUCAAAAGAUGGUAUCUUUAGAUGAAGUAAAACGACUUACUGGUGUAGAGUAUUUUGGUAUAAAUUUGAACACGUACCAAACUGAUGGCGUUUUAGACAACAUAAAAAAGGAAAGAGGUUAUACGUACGAGGACGAACUGGUCUGCUCUAAAGAAUGCUUGCAAAAUUAUGAAGAGAAACUGAAAAUAUUUUUUGCCGAACAUUUGCAUACCGAUGAAGAAAUAAGAUUUGUGGUUGAGGGUUCAGGAUAUUUCGACGUUCGAGACAAAAAUGAUGAGUGGAUUCGGAUUGAGGUUAAACCUGGCGAUUUGAUUAUUUUGCCAAGUGGAAUUUAUCAUCGCUUCACGUUGGAUACAACUAAUUUUAUUAGGGCAAAGCGAUUUUUUGUGGGAGAACCGGUUUGGACUGCAUAUAACAGGCCUGCGGAUCACUUUGAGUGCCGAAAAAGUUACGUAGAAAAAUUGAACGUGAGGCAGAUUUCAGUUUGAAACAGUUCAUCAUAACAGUCGUUUAUCAUUCAUAAAACUACCUGGUUGUAACAAUAUUUUGAUGUGACAAUAAAUACGUUACCUACUGUUUUUA
Messenger RNA from Photinus pyralis (common eastern firefly), 822 nucleotides. RefSeq names its product 1,2-dihydroxy-3-keto-5-methylthiopentene dioxygenase (gene Adi1). Lineage: Eukaryota; Metazoa; Arthropoda; Insecta; Coleoptera; Lampyridae. The transcript is spliced from 3 exons. Bases 177 to 728 code for a protein of 183 amino acids. Gene Ontology annotation, molecular function: acireductone dioxygenase [iron(II)-requiring] activity. The record is from RefSeq and is a predicted model, not a curated record.